Messenger RNA from Penicillium canariense, 273 nucleotides. RefSeq names its product Type I Polyketide synthases (Type I PKS). The transcript has 2 exons. The coding region runs from base 1 to 273 and encodes 90 amino acids. The record is from RefSeq and is a predicted model, not a curated record. NCBI's taxonomy places the organism in Eukaryota, Fungi, Ascomycota, Eurotiomycetes, Eurotiales, Aspergillaceae.
AUGGUAUCCUCCGUCGGCGUGAGCGUCGACAUCGACAGCGUCUUUAGCAACGGCUACGGGGAAGCCAAGCGGGGCUGCGAGAGAAUGCUUGAUAAGACCCUCCAGCAGCACCCCGACCGAUUCCGCAGCAUGGUGGUCCGCCUGGGCCAGAUUGCCGGAUCCAAGACCAGCGGGUACUGGAACCCGAUGGAGCACUUCGGUUUCCUCGUCAAGUCGUCGCAAACACUCAAUGCCUUUCCCGAUGUCCCCGGCACCGUGUACUGGACUCGAUAG